Messenger RNA from Myotis davidii, 1547 nucleotides. It is a transcript of the gene GYG2, whose product is annotated as glycogenin 2. Gene Ontology annotation, cellular component: cytoplasm. Gene Ontology annotation, molecular function: glycosyltransferase activity. The transcript is spliced from 9 exons. The record is from RefSeq and is a predicted model, not a curated record. NCBI's taxonomy places the organism in Eukaryota, Metazoa, Chordata, Mammalia, Chiroptera, Vespertilionidae. The annotation marks the transcript as partial.
UGUCUGACCAGGCCUUCGUGACGCUGGCCACGAAUGACACCUAUUGCCAGGGAGCCCUGGUCCUGGGCCAGUCGCUGAGGGACCAGAGGGCCUCCAGGCAGCUGGUGGUGUUGGUCACUCCUCAGGUGUCCAGGCUGCUCAGGGCUGUUCUCUCGCGGGUAUUUGACGAGGUCGUCGAGGUCAAUCUGAUGGACAGCGCCGACCACGUCCACCUGGCCUUCCUGAAGAGGCCCGAGCUCGGGGUCACGCUCACCAAACUCNNNNGGUGGGGCGUGGCUACAGGUGUCCCCUGCUUGGAUUGACAGGUGCUGUGCAACAUCGACGAGCUGUUUGAGAGGAGCGAGUUUUCGGCCGCCCCGGACCCGGGCUGGCCCGAUUGCUUUAACAGCGGGGUGUUCGUCUUCCGGCCUUCCCUGCAGACACACUGCCUCUUGCUGCAGCAUGCCGCGGACCACGGCAGCUACGACGGGGCCGAUCAGGGCUUGCUCAACAGUUUCUUCAGCAGCUGGCCGACGGCCGACAUUCAGAAACACUUGCCCUUCGUCUACAACCUGAGCAGCAAUAUCGCCUACACCUACAGCCCGGCGUUCAGACAGUUCGGUUCGAGGGCGAAGGUGGUCCACUUUCUGGGCCCCACGAAGCCGUGGAGCUACAAGUACAACCCACAGACGGGCUCGGUGCUGGAGGAGGCCCCUGGGACGGCCCCCCAGCACCAGCUGAACUUCCUGAACCUGUGGUGGAACAUCUACCACCACAGAGUCUUGCCCCUGUACGCACGCAUCCCGGACGAGCCACGGCAGGCGUCGCCCGGACACACGAAUUCUCUCCCUCGCGUUGAGGUGCCGUGUGCAAAUGCUGCACCUUGUGCGGAAGGGCCAUGGGCGAAUUCAGAGGCCACGGCGACCGGGGAACCUUUGGAGACGCCCACGGUAGUGAAUGAGACCCCACUUUCAUCCGAGGGAGCCCCUUCAGAGGACGUAAGUACCGGCACUCCACACAGAAAGACGACAGGUUGUCCUGAAAUCGAGACUCUGGCUGGAGCGAUGCCUGAGCCAAAUCCACCACCUUUUCCCCCACUGGCCGAAGUCGCAGAGCCCCGAACCGCCUCCGUGCAGCUCAUUGAAACACAGCCAGCGGACAAGACAGGAGGUGGCCGGUCGGAGGAAUCCGGGGAACAAAACCAGGAGACCCCUGUGAACGUCACCAGGGACCCCAGACCUGAGGAUGCGCUGGAGGUGGACCUGGCCAUGUCCAUUUCCGAGAUCUCCAUCAGCGAGAAGGUCAGGGCACUGAGCCCCCAGGAACAGAGGAGGAAGUGGGAAGAGGGCCAUAUCGACUACAUGGGCAAGGACGCCUUUGCCCGCAUCCAGGAGAAGCUGGACCGGUUCCUGCAGUGACGCGGGGGUUCUGUCCGCCGUGUUCUGUUGGGCGGACGUCUCCUCUCGUGUCUGCCCAGAGGGCAACGCUGUUCAACUCCAUGCCUGUCUUCAUGGUUCACCUCCGUGCCUGUAUUUGUCAUUAUUGAUGGUCGACCAACCUGAGUGCCU